AUAUUGUUGCAAACAUUGAAUAGUUGCGCAAACAGCCACAGGUUUACAAACAACCUGGUUUUGUCCACAUCCUGCCUAUUAGAGUGAGUGAGUGUUAGAAAUUAGUCCUCGCUGCCACACCCGCCUCGAGUUUACACACGAACAGUUCAGGAGCUGCUGAAAGUCGGCCACGGAGAGUACUGACAGGCUCUAGCGCAGCAACCCGCGAUGGUCCCGGCAGAGUGACGCUCCACACACCGCUCCACUGCGCACGAGUAAAUACCAAACCCAGAGAUGACGCGGCUACUCUCCGAACUGCUGUUCUUCAUAUUCUACUUCGCUCAGUCUCACGCCAUGAUGAUGAGAAACGAAGCACUGAUAUCUAAAAUGGUGUCCGACUUUCAAAAAGACAACACGAUGUCUGCCACGCAGCGCUCCCCCGAGCAGCCGGCGCAGCCCCCGCUGCAGCCGGUGCACCAGCAGUCGCAUCAGCAGUCGCACCAGCAGUCGCACCAGAAGUCGCACCAACCGUCGCACGGCCAGUCGCACGGCCAGUCGCACGGCCAGUCGCACCGGUCGCCGCAGGAGCUGCAGAACCCCGACAUCCUGUCCAUGAUGCAGAACGUGCUCUGCAAGAACUUCCCCACCAUACCGUGCGGCAUGAUCGUGGAGGACGGCACGCUGCGCAACCUCAUCGAGCGCUCCAUACAGCAGCUCAAGUACAAGAAACUGUCGAUGGAGAAGACGACGGCGGUGCCCGGCUACCACCUCACGCUGUUCCCGUCCAUAAACAGCGAGGAUCUGUCCAACUUCCUGCAAGUCAGCGAAAAUGGGUACUACAAGAACAAGGCAGAGAAGUCGAGGUCGAGGAAACACAGGAAAAGAGUCGCGAAGACUAACGUCGACCAUCCGGCGGGGGAGAGGGAGAGCAAGAAGAAGAGCAAGUCGAAGAAGGAAACGUCGCGGACCACGCUGUACAGCGGCAGGAAGAAGAUCAGGAAGUUCUACCCGCACAAGAUAAAGUAUAAGGACAAGUCGAAGGGAAGGAAGGACUUCGGCGACUACUCGGAGGAGAAGCUGUCGAUGUCGGUGGAGGUGCCCGACCUGACCAUGGGGGGCGCGGGGGCGGGCGUCGCCGCCGGCAGGAAGCGCUCCGACCACGUCAACUUCAAGAUGGAGCCCGUGGACCCGCCCGUGUGGCGGAUCGACUACAUGAAGCACGGCGAGCCCAGCCUCAACGUGUUCGGCUACGAGCCCGACCGGCUGAAGGAGAAGCUGGUGAAGACGGGGCCCAACGUGCUGGUGGCGGAGAACGUGCUGGAGCAGGCGGCGCGCAAGGACGUGCUGCACCCCGACGUGUACAUCAAGAAGAACUUCAUCAGGAAGAACGCGCUCGAACUCAACUCCGGCGCCAUCGACUAGCCACACACACACACACACAGAUUUGUAUUUAAACAAGUAUUGAGUUAAGGUUUACUAUUUAUCAUAUUCCCACUGCAUCUCUAUGAUCAUAAUAAACAUCCAUUUGUAAGAA
This is a messenger RNA of Spodoptera frugiperda (fall armyworm), 1513 nucleotides long. RefSeq lists its product as uncharacterized. Bases 274 to 1401 code for a protein of 375 amino acids. The transcript has 3 exons. The record is from RefSeq and is a predicted model, not a curated record. Lineage: Eukaryota; Metazoa; Arthropoda; Insecta; Lepidoptera; Noctuidae.